Messenger RNA from Macadamia integrifolia, 6792 nucleotides. Its product is annotated as vacuolar protein sorting-associated protein 8 homolog. Lineage: Eukaryota; Viridiplantae; Streptophyta; Magnoliopsida; Proteales; Proteaceae. The record is from RefSeq and is a predicted model, not a curated record. Gene Ontology annotation, biological process: protein targeting to vacuole; endosomal vesicle fusion. Gene Ontology annotation, molecular function: protein binding. Gene Ontology annotation, cellular component: HOPS complex; late endosome.
UUCUGUUCAGGAACUACCAAGAAAUUUUGGAAAUCCUUAAUUGUCAAGUAAUUGCUUCUGGAACAGAGGAUCCGUUACUUUGAAGUUUGAAUUGAAGGUCACGAAUUUAAUCUCUAUUUGUUUGAGAAUCUAUCAAAGAAUUGCAGUUUUUGGUGAUUCUGAUUUCGCCGCCAUAGAUUUUGAUUUUGAUUGGGGAUCAUGUGACGAACAGUCUCAAACGAUGACGAAGAACCUGAAUAGUAGACCUCCGACGGAGCUGCUUGACCUUGAUUCCCUUCUCCAGACCAGUAGCGACGAUGAAAGCGAUGACCUCCAUGGUAUCCAUCUUCGCACUGUCGAUGAAAUCCUCAACGACUCCGAUUCUUCUUCUUCUCCUUCUUCUCCUUCAUCUCCAUCUUCAUUUACUAGUGCCGUCCUCCGACGCAGGCUCUUCUCUGAUCUCUCCUCCGAUAAAAAUUCCAUUUCUGUCACUAAAGACGACAACCCUUCUCACGAAGAAGAAGAAGACGACGCCGCUUCGGUAAGUAGUCCUGAAGUUGAUAUCCUUUCAGCCUCUCAAAUUUCCACAGUUCAUCAAGUCCCAAAGUCUCCAGAAUCGGAAACCCUUAAUUCAGUGGACGCAUCUAAGAUCACCCCUCUCAGUAGGAGGAAACCUGGGGAAUUGCUUGCUAAUUCCUCCUUAGGGCGUAAUAAUGGUAGUGCAACUCGUCCCUUCCCUUCCUUGUUCGGAGGUGUUAAACCCAAUCCCAAGCCUGGAGCCGCUCUUGCAGCUGCUGCUGCAGCUUCACGCUCCAUCCCAACUCCCCAUGCUGCUGCCAUCAAGUCGAGAAGAGCGAGUAGUGGCAUUCUUGAGACGGUUCUACAUACGGAAGGGCAACAACUGGGUCUUCCGGUUGGUGAUCCCGGGAUGGGGUUAGAUAGAAGUCUCGAUUUUGAAUCGUCAGUUCAUUCAGUCGAUGAUGUUUCCAAUGGUAAUGGAUCCGGAAUUGCACAGUUGGAUGAGAAAUUCAUUCAGGAAAAUGAGGGAUUCGUAGUCUCUCAAUCUUUUGUGGCAGAAAAGAUGGGCGCAGAAGAAGGUGAGGCUGCAGAAAUCUCGCAUGGGAUCAAUGGAAAGAUGGUUGCAGAAGAGAGGCCUAUGGAACUACUGCAUGCUCCUGAAUCGGAUGGGGUUGGGUUACAUUCUGAGGAAAAUUUAUCAAAUUCUACUUCUUCAAAUGUUACAGCCUUUGUUGAACCACGGAUCACUUCUUCCCCUAGGGAGGGAGAGGCUUCUAAGCUGGAGGAGAACUCUACUAUUUCCAGUCCAAUAGAUGUUAACCAAGCAAACAUUACUUAUGUUGAAGAGGAGAGUGCUCAUACUCUGGAGGUGGAUAUUUGUCUUUCAUCCUCUUCUUCUGAGAAGUAUAAUCCUUCUUCCACUAGGUAUGAAAUGGUUAGCAAGCUUGGGGAGGAUGUGAUGCCUUCAGAAUUAGAGAAUGUCGAGAAGAGCAUAUCAGCUGACACCAAACAUGGAGAAGUUGUUUUUGCUGCGGAGGACACCAGUUCCAGAAGUGACAUGACUGAGCUUGUUGAAGACGGAACUUUUCACCUGGAGAACAAGAAGGGGAGCAAAAGAACAGGAAAGAAAUCACGGUUAUCUAAGAAGCCACUGGAAUUAGCUGAAGAACUCGAGAAAAAACAUGCAUCUUCUGGUUUGCACUGGGAAGAGGGUGCUGCUGCCCAGCCAAUGAGACUUGAAGGUAUCCGAAGGGGGCCACCUGCUGUUGGAUAUUUGCAAAUUGACCCCAACAAUGCAAUUACCCGAGCCAUUCAAUCACAAGUAUUCAAGCGUGAACAUGGCUCCCCACAAGUCCUGGCCAUUCAUGCCAACUUCAUUGCGGUGGGCUUGUCAAGGGGGUUUGUCAUUGUUGUGCCCAGUAAAUAUUCUGCUCAUACUGCUGAUAAUAUGGAUGCUAAGAUGUUGAUGCUUGGUUCUCAAGGUGACAAGUCUCUUUCUCCAGUAACUUCCAUGUGCUUCAAUCAUUUGGGAGACCUGCUUUUAGUAGGAUAUGGUGAUGGUCAUGUGGCAGUUUGGGAUGUCCAGAGGGAAGUGGCAAUGAAAGUAAUUAGUGGGUUGCAUUCAGCACCAGUGGUUCAUACACUGUUUCUAGGGCAAGAUUCUCAAGUUACACGACAGUUCAAAGUAGUUACCGGUGAUUCUAAAGGGCUUGUUCUGUUGCAUGCUUUUUCGGUGGUACCCUUGUUCAAUAGGGUUACAAUCAAGACACAGUGUCUUCUUGAUGGGCAAAAAACAGGGACUGUUCUUUCUGCUUCUCCUCUUCUGAUUGAUGAUUCUUUUGGAGGUUCUGUGACAUCUGCCUUUGGAAACUCUGUGGCUUCUAGCAAUGGUAUCGGUAGCAUGGUGGGAGGUGUCGUUGGAGGUGUUGUUGGAGGAGAUGCUGGUUGGAAACUCUUUAGUGAAGGGUCUUCUUUGGUCGAAGAAGGUGUGGUCAUAUUUGUCACACAUCAAACGGCUCUGGUGGUUAGGCUUAGUCCUGGUUUGGAAGUCUAUGCACAACUUUCUAGGCCUGAUGGUGUCCGGGAAGGUUCCAUGCCAUACACUGCAUGGAAAUACAUGAAACAAUCCCGUGGUUCCUCCACUGAAGAUGUGCCCGGGGAGAUAUUGGAAAGAGCUUCGUUGCUUGCAAUUGCAUGGGAUCGGAAAGUCCAAGUAUCAAAGUUGGUUAAGUCAGAGUUAAAAGUAUAUAGGGAAUGGACUCUUGAUAGUACCGCAAUUGGAGUACAGUGGUUGGAUGAUCAGAUGUUGGUAGUUCUAACGUUGAGAGGACAACUCUGUUUGUUUGCAAAGGAAGGGACUGAGCUUCACCGAACAAGUUUUGCAGUAGAUGAUUCCAGAGUAGAUGAUCUCAUAACAUAUCAUACUCACUUUUCAAAUAUUUUUGGGAACCCUGAGAAGGCUUAUCAUAAUUGUGUAGCUGUACGAGGAGCUACAAUAUACAUUCUUGGGCCUAUGCAUCUUGUGGUUUCUCGUCUUCUCCCAUGGAAGGAGCGUAUUCAGGUUUUGCGAAGGGCAGGUGACUGGAUGGGUGCAUUGGACAUGUCAAUGAGGCUCUAUGAUGGUCAUGCACAUGGUGUUAUUGAUCUCCCUCGAGCCCCAGAUGCAAUACGAGAAACCAUAAUGCCUUAUCUGGUAGAAUUGCUUUUAUCCUAUGUUGAUGAAGUUUUUUCUUAUAUUUCUGUGGCAUUCUGCAACCAACUUGGAAAGGUCGAAGAAGUUGAUGAACCAAAGAGUAGAAGUAUUUCUGUCCAUUCUGAGAUGGAAGAGCAAUUUGCCCGUGUCGGUGGUGUUGCAGUAGAAUUCUGUGUCCAUAUCAAAAGGACUGAUAUCCUUUUCGAUGACAUCUUCUCCAAAUUUGUGGCUGUUCAACAUGGAGGUACAUUCUUGGAGCUUUUGGAGCCAUAUAUAUUGAAGGAUAUGCUUGGAUUUCUACCCCCUGAGAUAAUGCAAGCGCUGGUAGAGCAUUACAGCCGCAAAGGAUGGUUGCAACGUGUUGAACAGUGCGUUCUUCACAUGGACAUUUCUUCCUUGGAUUUCAACCAGGUGGUCAAGUUGUGCCGAGAGCACGGGUUAUACGGUGCCCUUAUAUAUCUUUUCAACAGAGGUUUAGAUGAUUUUCGGGCACCUUUAGAGGAACUCUUGAUGGUUGUGCAAAAUAGCCAGAUGGAAAAUGCAGUUGCUAUAGGAUAUAGGAUGCUUGUUUAUCUGAAGUAUUGCUUUUCAGGUCUUGCUUUUCCUCCAGGUCAUGGAACCAUUCCUUCCGCUCGUUUGCCAUCACUUAGGGCAGAACUUGUGCAGUUUCUGCUGGAGGAUGCUAAUGCCCCCAAUUUGCAAGUUUCAUCAACCAUCAAAUCAUCCACUGGAGGCUUCCCGAACCUGUAUCAUCUCUUAUUAUUGGAUACUGAAGCAACUUUGGAAGUACUGAGUUGUGCUUUUGUACAGGAAGAAGUUCCGAUAUCUGACCAUUCUUUGCAUGGCUUGGUCAACAAUAAUGUGCAGGAUGGCAUUAAGGAUAAUGAGGACAACAAUGGAAAGAUUGAAAAUCCAAAUAUGAUGGUCCAGAAUACCAUUAACACCCUUAUUCAUAUUCUUGAUCUGGAAAAAUCUGAAGUGGAAAGGUUUUCUAGCAUAGAUGAUGCUGGAUCCCAAGAAAUAUGGCCUUCAAAGAAAGACAUGGGCCAUUUACUAGAGUUUAUUGCUUAUUUUGUAGCGUGUAAAAGUGCUGUGGUCUCAAAGAAUGUAUUGAAUCAUAUUUUUGAGUUCUUGACAUUAGAUGACAAUAUCUCACCAAGUGUUCCUGGUCAAAAAACUGAAAUUUCUAAAAGAAGAGAGAAACAGGUGCUUGCCCUUCUGAAAGUGUUACCUGAAACAGACUGGAGUUCAUCGUUUGUGUUACAUCUAUGUGAAAAGGCACAAUUUUACCAGGUUUGCGGCUUAAUACAUGCUAGCAGGGGCCAGUAUCUUGCAGCUUUAGAUAGCUAUAUGAAAGAUAUAGAUGAACCUGUUCAUGCCUUUUCCUUUAUCAAUAUCACGUUGCUACAGUUGGGGGACACUGAAUCUGCUGAUUUCCGGUCAGCAGUUAUUUCUCGAAUUCCUGAGCUGGUUAACUUAAGCAGAGAGGGGACUUUCUUUUUGGUUGUUGACCAUUUCAAUAAAGAAAGCAUUAAUAUCCUGUCUGAACUCCGCUCUCAUCCAAAAAGCCUUUUUCUUUAUUUAAAGACAACUGUUGAUGUUCAUUUGUAUGGCACACUUGAUUUUUCUUCUUUGGAGAAAGGAGGUCAGCUGGAUCUCCCGAAUGGAAGAAGGAUAAAGGAUCAGUCAAAUGAAGUUGAAGCGUAUUUGGCAAGGAUCUCUGAAUUCCCAAAGCUUCUACGUCAUGAUCCUGUAAAUGUAACUGAUGAAAUUAUUGAACUUUAUCUUGAGCUGUUGUGCCAGUAUGAGCGCAAUUCAGUUCUCAGGUUCUUGGAAACUUUUGAAAGCUAUAGGGUGGAGCAUUGUCUACGUUUAUGCCAGGAAUAUGGGGUUAUAGAUGCAGCUGCCUUCUUACUGGAAAGAGUGGGUGAUGUUGGGAAUGCUUUAUCACUUACUCUGUCUUGCAUCAAUGAAAAAUUCAUCAUGCUUAGUGCUGCUGUUGAAAGGACAUUAUCUGAUGUGCCUUCAAGUGGAUUUACUGAGAUGGAUCUUCUCAACACUUUUAGAAGGGUGAAGGAGGUGGAUGUUAUACGUGAUAUAUUGCAUUCCUCUAUUGGAUUAUGCCAGCGGAACACACACCGCUUGGACAUUGAAGAGUCAGAAUCCCUCUGGUUCCAGCUUCUGGACUCGUUUUGUGGACCUUUAAAAGAUUCUUGUGAUGAUAAAAUUGUCGUUGAAGGAAAUCCCACUGGCAUGCUAUCAUCAUCAUUGUUUGGUAUGCAAGAGGAUAAAGAUGUUUUGAAUACUUGGAGGAUCUCAAAAUCCAAAAGAAGUGCUCAUAUUUUACGGAGAGUGUUUUCUCAGUUCAUCAGGAUGAUUGUUGAUGGAAUGAUUGGAUAUGUACGCCUUCCAAGAAUCAUGGCUAAACUCCUUUCUGACAAUGGUAGCCAGGAGUUUGGUGAUUUUAAACUCACAAUAUUGGGAAUGCUGGGCACAUACAGCUUUGAGAGAAGAAUUCUGGACACGGCCAAAUCCUUGAUUGAGGAUGAUACAUUCUAUACUAUGAGUCUACUUAAGAAGGGGGCUUCCCAUGGAUAUGCCCCACAGAAUCUCAUAUGCUGUAUAUGCAGCUCCCUUCUUACCAAGGGGAAAAGUGAUUCAAGCAUUCGAGUGUUCAGUUGUGGUCAUGCAACCCAUCUCCAAUGUGAAUUUCAUGAAAACAAGGCAUUGAACAAGGGUGUCUUGGUUGGAUGCCCUGUUUGUGUGCCUGAGAAGAACGAAAGAUCCAGAAGUAAAUCAGUCUUUUCAGAUAAUGGGCUGGUCAAUAAUUAUUUAUUGAGAAAUCAACAAGCACAAAGGACUAUUCCUCAUCACUCACAUGAGCCAGAGGGAUUGGAGAAACCUUAUGGGCUCCAGCAAAUUUCUCGGUUUGAAAUCUUGAGUAGUCUUCAGAUUGCCCAGAAGACUCUCCAAAUAGAAUACUUGCCUCCAUUGAAGCUUGCACCACCUGCUAUCUAUCAUGAGAAGGUACAGAAAGGAACUGAUGUUUUAAGUGGAGAAAGUAGCAGCACUCCAGCAAAAAGUGAAAAACCAAGUAAAAAUAAGCAACUAAGGGAGCUGAAGAUGAAGGGGUCAUCAAUUCAGUUCCCCUUGAAAUCUAGUAUAUUUGGAAAUGAGAAGAUGAGAAGGGGAUAAUACAAAGGUGUAAAGAUUUGACAACUAUACUUGAAGAAAUAAUUAAUGUAGCCGCAUUGGGGCUUGUAUGACCACAUUAAUUCCUUUUUUUUUUUCUGUGGGGGGGUGGGGAAGGAGGGUUAACAUAGUUGUCUCAUUUAAUGUAGCAUUACAUGUUAGACGUAGCUGUUCUGUAAUUGUUCUGUAUAAAAUUGAGGGCAAAGGCAGUUGUAGAGAAAUGAGAAUCAAAUCAAUGUAUCAAUGAGUUUUCUUGUUUUGUUUAAUAUACAGUUUUGUAAACCAAUUUUCCCAUUCUGUAAAUGGUGAUACAGUAAACUUUAACUAAACAUUUUGGAGCAUCAGCAACCCCUGUAGUUAGUAAACAGAAAAUUGGAUAUGGCAAUAGAAUUUAUUGCAGUUAAAUGAUA